Drosophila suzukii is the source of this 4164-nucleotide messenger RNA. RefSeq names its product Lipophorin receptor 2 (gene LpR2). Gene Ontology annotation, cellular component: plasma membrane. Gene Ontology annotation, molecular function: protein binding; calcium ion binding. Lineage: Eukaryota; Metazoa; Arthropoda; Insecta; Diptera; Drosophilidae. The record is from RefSeq and is a predicted model, not a curated record.
AUCGCAGUGCGUGCCGUUAGGUCGUCGCAAGUCGCAUAUCCAGUAUCCGCCCCAUGCUUUGGAUAUAACUUCUCCGUUAAACCGAGAAAUUUCGGAACGCAAAAAGUUUCGGAAAGCAAAAGUUCAAAGCAAAUAAAAAAAAAGUUCAAGCCGCGACUUUGGGGCCAGCUCAUCGCAUUUGUCGAGCGGAAAAAAGUGUUAAUUGAAAAAUAAUCAGCUGCAAAAGAUGGCCACAGCCUGUCUGCCGGAAUACACGGAAAGUUUUCAAAUCCCAGAGCCAGAUUUAAGAACAAAUGAAAGUGGCGGCAGCACCAUUAGCCACAGAGAACCAUCCAAACCCAGUGGGUUCUUCUACAGCGCCAGCACACAUUACCAGAGUAAAGUGCAGCAGCUGAUCAGCUUCAGUUUCACCUCAUCGUUCCACCUGCUCUUCAUCACCUGCAUUCUGAGCAUCAGCAAGUUCUGCAAUGCGGCAGCGGUAAAUGCCGCCCAGGUCACGGCCGCCACGCCCACCGCCAGCGAGAUAAUGCACAAUCUGAGCGGAUCGGCACUGCUGGAGCGCCUGAAAGCCAGUACUCUUGGGCCGACCCUCGAUCAGCUGAAACACUUGGCUCCGGCGGCGGCCAACAGCAUAAGUCCUGGAAUCGGAUCGGGAAUGGGCAUCGGAAUGGGAAACUUUGGCAACUCCAUCAACUCGGUGUUCAACGGAAAUCCCUUGAAGUUCCUGAACGUCUCCGGCAAGAUCGGCACACCACUGGAUGUAUCGCUCGGUCUGUCCAACUACUGCGAUGAGAAGCAGUUCCAGUGUUCCUCCGGACAGUGUAUCCCCAUACGGUUCGUGUGCGACGGGGCCUCCGAUUGUCCGGACCACAGCGAUGAGCGACUGGAGGAGUGCAAGUUCACAGAAUCGACUUGCAGCCAGGACCAAUUCCGCUGCGGCACCGGAAAAUGCAUUCCGCAAAGAUGGGUCUGCGAUCGGGAAAACGACUGUGCCGAUGGAAGCGACGAAUCGAUAGCCCAGUGCCGGAGCACAACUUGUACGCCCGAGCAGUUUGCCUGCAAGUCGGGCGAGGGCGAGUGCAUUCCCUUGUCCUGGAUGUGCGAUGAGAACGAGGAUUGUCGCGAUGGAAGCGACGAGGCCCAGUGCAAUAGAACGUGUCGCUCGGAUGAGUUCACCUGUGGCAAUGGACGUUGCAUCCAGAACCGCUUCAAGUGCGACCAGGACGACGAUUGUGGCGACGAGUCGGAUGAAAAGGACUGCGGGGACAGACCGAAAUGCGGCCCCAAUUCCUUCACUUGCGCCAGUGGCACCUGCAUUUCCAAGGAAUGGGUCUGUGACGGGGAAAACGACUGUAACACUGGAGAGGAUGAGAGGCAAAACUGCACAACCAGCACCUCCGUAUGCCAGACAUCCGAGUUCCAGUGUUCGGAUAUGAUAACCUGCCUGCACAGAUCCUGGGUUUGCGAUGGCGAGGCAGAUUGUACCGACGGCGAGGACGAGUCGCCGGAGAAUUGCCCCAGCAUAUCCUGUCGUCCAGAUCAGUUCCAGUGCGACGAUCGCAGCUGCAUCGCUGGCCAGCUGACCUGCAAUGGACUGUUCGACUGUUCGGAUGGCAGUGAUGAGAAGAACUGCCAUAUCAAUAGGACGCCAAGGGAUUGCAACUCGACCAGCGAAUUCGAUUGCGGAGGAGGACAGUGCAUUCCCCUCUCGAAGGUCUGUGACCGGAGGAAGGAUUGUCCGAAUGGCGAGGACGAGCCCGCUGGCAAGUGUGGCAUCAAUGAGUGCUCCUCGGAUAAUGGCAAUUGCAUGCACCAGUGCGAGGAUCUGGCUGUGGGCCACCGCUGCGUCUGUCACGAUGGCUACAAAUUGGCCGAGGAUCAGCGCACCUGUGUUGAUAUCGAUGAGUGCGAGACCCCCGGGAUUUGCUCCCAGGUGUGCGUCAAUGAGAUUGGGGCCUUCAAGUGCGAAUGCGAGGCGGGCUACAUGCGACUGCUGAGGAAUCACACCAGGUGCAAGGCCAGCGAAGGACAUGCCUCGCUGCUCCUGGCCAGACGCCAUGACAUCCGUAAGAUAGCACUCGAUCGACCGGAAAUGACGUCCAUAGUGAAUAGUACAAAGGCUUCCACUGCCCUGGACUUUGUCUUCCGCACGGGGAUGAUCUUCUGGAGCGAUGUGUCCACGAAGAGCAUCUACAAGGCGCCCAUCGAUGAGGGUAGUGAGAAGACUGUGGUGCUGACCAAAUCCUCGGUGACCUCGGAUGGUCUGGCCGUGGAUUGGAUCUACAACCAUGUGUAUUACACAGACACCGAGAAGUGCGUCAUCGAACUGACCAACUUCGAGGGCAGCAUGGGCAAGGUCCUGGUGCAGGACGCGCUGGACAUUCCACGUUCCAUUGCCCUGGAUCCCAUUGAUGGCUGGAUGUACUGGUCUGAUUGGGGUGCCUCUCCUCGCAUUGAAAGAGCGGGAAUGGAUGGUUCCCAUCGCACUGCCAUUAUUAGCUACGAUGUCAAGUGGCCCAAUGGCAUCACUCUGGAUCUGGUGCAGAAACGCCUCUACUGGGUGGAUGGCAAGUUGAACUCCAUCUCGUCUGCCAACUAUGAUGGUUCGCAAAGGCGACAGGUGCUGUACUCCAGCGAAUAUCUGAAGCAUCCCUUCUCGAUCACCACCUUCGAGGAUUACAUCUACUGGACCGACUGGGACAAACAGACCGUCUUCAAGGCCAACAAGUUCAACGGGCAGGAAGUGCAGCCUGUCACAGCGCAUAUGUUGGAACAUCCGAUGGUGGUGCAUGUGUACCACCCCUACCGCCAACCCGACGGUGUCAACCACUGCCAGUCGGUGAAUGGCCAUUGCUCUCAUCUCUGCCUGCCAGCUCCCAGGAUUAACGAGCGGAGUCCUCGCAUAUCCUGCGCCUGUCCCACGGGCCUGAAACUGAUGCCCGACGGCCUCAUGUGCGUCGAAGAUCUGCGUAUCCCAAGUGUGCAGCCCACUGCACCGAGCCACCGGGCAACCAACCAGUCGUCCAUCUCAACCACAAAACUACCUCAAGAUGCGCACAGUGAAGCGCCGGUUGAAGCAAAAACCGGUGGCAAUAGCACAGACACAUCUGACAAGGUCGAUAAGUCUGCCCAAAAACCAGAGAAGGAUUACGGCCAAAUAGCUAUAAUUGUGAUAUGCGGUCUAACCAGCACAGCUUUAGCGGCUUGCGUAAUAUUUGUCGUAUAUCGACGCUGCACGCGGGCCGUGAACUCGAUGAACUUUGAGAAUCCCGUGUACCACAAGACCACGGAGGAUCACUUCAGACUGGAGAAGAACGUAACGCCGCAUAUGUACGCCACUGCCAUGGAGGAGGAGUCCCUCAAUCCCCUCUAUGAACCCGGCACCGAAUGUGUCUAAGGCCUGCCAAAGAUCCACUUAAAUGCAUAUCCAGCAAAAACUGGCCGGCUGACCGAGAAGACCUAUAAAGCACCGCCUACUAGUAAUUCCUUUUUGGACCAAGGCCCCAAAAAACUCAACUAAAUAAGUGAAAGUUCAGUGUGAGAAAUGCUAAGAAUAUGAAACUUUCAUUUAGCAGUAAGAACAGAAGAAUGCCAAAAAGAAAAUAGAAAAGACAAGAAGGACAUCAGCACGGGGGAAAAUGAAAAUACUCAACAAAUUCAAUUUGUUGCCUAGUUUAAAAUUUAAUUUAAAUGUAACAACACUAAACACACACCCACACACACACGAACACACACACACUGACACGCCCAUAAACUAAUAACAACGCAAACUUUUCUAGGCGCAACGUUUUGACAUCGACUAGCGUCGCACCCACACAAACACGAGCACAUAUCCUUCCACCCACACAAACACAGCAUCACACUCACCCACCCACACACACACGCACACACACAAGCCCAGAAGAACUCACAGAAGGAACGAGCCAGGAUUCAGAGCCAGAAGUCCAACUUUCCUUUCACGUCCAUGAAAUCAAUUGUAAAAAGUUAAGACAUUUCGUUGAAGUUUUUGGUACCAAAAGAAACAUUUUGUGAACUCGAAAAAAUAGAGAUAAUAGCUAAACUGAAACUGUUUAUAGACCUAACAAUUAUUGUGACUAGCUAUAAUAUACAUAUAUUUUUUGUUACCAAUGAAUUAAUAAAAACAGUUAUUAUCUUGAGAGUAAA